Messenger RNA from Esox lucius (northern pike), 1551 nucleotides. RefSeq names its product ADP-ribosylation factor-like 16 (gene arl16). NCBI's taxonomy places the organism in Eukaryota, Metazoa, Chordata, Actinopteri, Esociformes, Esocidae. The coding region runs from base 85 to 606 and encodes 173 amino acids. Gene Ontology annotation, molecular function: GTPase activity; GTP binding. The transcript is spliced from 5 exons. The record is from RefSeq and is a predicted model, not a curated record.
CUCGACCCUGUCAGCGUCGCUAUGGUUCCAAAGGAAGAGCACAAUCUUUGAUUCGGAUGGAAUCUAUCUGUUCGAUUUUGAGAAAUGUGUUUGCUGCUUGGUGCAACCGGUGUUGGAAAGACACUGCUCUUGAAGCGUUUACAGAAGCUCAGUUUGAGAGAUGGAGUAUCUGAAUUAGGGGAGCCCCCUGUUACUCUGCCUACAGUGGGCACCAACCUGACAGACCUAACACUAAAGAAGCAGAAUGUGACAGUGAGAGAACUGGGAGGGUGCAUGGGUCCUAUCUGGCCUAGUUACUACCCUGACUGUUCCUCAGUUAUUUUUAUGGUGGACUCUGCCAACAUCACUCAGAUUUCUUCCUCCUGUAUCCUGCUACUGUCUGUUCUUUCAGCUGAGCAGCUCCACAAUGCAUCGGUCCUGGUCAUCUUCAACAAGAGGGACCUCCCCUGUACCAUGAGUCUAGUAGAGAUUAAGUCACUGUUCAGGAUGGAUGACAUCAUCGCCUCCGCACCGCAGCCAAUCACCACUCUUGAGCUCAGCUCUCGUUCCGGCCAGGGACUGCAGGAGGUUUUGGACUGGUUGGACUCCACCCUAAAGGAUCAAUGACAUUUUCCUUCUAGAAAGCAGUUCCUCGUAAAGUUGAUAUUGUUGUCAUGGGAUUUUGGAUGAUGUAACCACCAACUGAGGAAGUGAUGUCACAGGGCGAUCUCCCUCUGCUUCACAUACACAACAGACAUUAGUGUAUAUUGGAUUUGAAAUGAAACGCUGAGGUUAAAAAGCAGCUUUAAUUUUUAGGGUAUUUAUAUCCUUAAACUGUGAUAUGUGUAAGAAUUACAGGUUUUUGGGCAACUUUCCUGAUAAUGCUCUGAAAGGCCUGUACUGCAGCUGUCUUCAGUUCCAGUUUGUUUUGGUGCAAUUUUCUUUUUGCUCAGUUGGAUUCAGGUCAUGAUGUUGAAAAACAACAACAGACUCCAAAUGCAAAUGCUGCACCUAGAAUCCCUUCUAGAUCUUUUGGUAGCUCUAGUGAGUGUGAUCAAUACAAAUUUUUCAUCAAACACUUCACAGUUUAUCAAUGUAAAUACCUUUAAAGCCAUGUCUGCAAUUUUUUUGUCAUUGUUUAAUUUCAAAUCCAGUGUGCUGGAGUAUAGAUGUCAUUGUCCUUACAAUCUUAUCCCACCUAGAAUGAUGCUGUCGUCCUUAUGGCAUCAUGUCCAAUUGAGGAGGCAUGACAUUGAUGCAUUUGUGGUUGAAAUAUGUCUAUUUAUUGUCAACAAUCAGCAGCAUAUCAUUUUGUGCAAAACAGUUCUGGGGAGUGAGGUUCAGUUGGGUGAACUGGCCUGGUGACAAUGGCUGCAUUUACAAAGGCUGGCCCAAUUCAGAUCAUUUUAUUCACUUAUGGGCCUUUUGACCAACCACAUCCAAUGUUAUCACAUGAGGAACAGUCACCUUGGAGUCCAAGCAAACUGAAACAUCUAGUUUAAGGGUUCAGACAUCUUAAGCCAAGCUUGUAGCUCCCUCUGAAAUCACGAUUAAACACCUCAGGAGUUUUAA